GCUGGCUGAACAGCGCUAUUCUCCGCCAGCCUAAUCACUUCCCCGACGCCAAUUUCCUGAAUCUCCAGACCUCAUCCUCGCGGGCCACCAGCAAUCAGUGGCUUUCCCGGUCAAUUCUGCAGCGGAAUAUGAGCGAGGUUUCCGGCGACUCGAUGCCGGCGGCGGAGUAUAACAAUAAUAACAACAGCAGAAGCGAAGGAGAGGCGAACUGGCAACACAAGGCGGAGAUAUUGUCUCACCCGCUGUACGAGCAGCUCCUGUCGGCGCACGUGGCAUGCCUGCGCAUCGCGACGCCGGUGGAUCAGCUGCCGAGGAUCGACGCACAGCUCGCGCAGUCGCAGCAAGUCUUCGACAAAUACUCCGCCGCCGGCCAUGGCGCCGAUGAUAAAGAGCUCGAUCAAUUCAUGACGCAUUAUGUGGUGCUUCUGUGUUCCUUCAAAGAGCAAUUGCAGCAGCAUGUGCGUGUUCAUGCGAUGGAGGCAGUUAUGGCGUGCUGGGAGAUCGAGCAGUCCUUGCAAAGCGUAACUGGAUUUUCACCUGGAGAAGGGACAGGGGCUACAAUGUCUGAUGACGAAGAUGAUCAGGUUGAGAGUGAUGUAAACCUCUUUGAAGAUGACAAUGGCAACACCGGCUUCGGCCCUUUGAUCCCAACAGAGACCGAAAGAUCACUCAUGGAGCGCGUGCGCCAAGAACUUAAGCAUGACCUCAAGAAUGGCUACAAGGACAAGAUUGUCGACAUUAGGGAGGAAAUCCUGCGCAAGAGACGCGCAGGAAAACUUCCGGGCGAUACAACCUCUGUGUUGAAAGCCUGGUGGCAAUCACAUUCUAAAUGGCCAUAUCCCACUGAAGAGGAUAAGGUGAAAUUGGUGGAAGAAACAGGUCUGCAGCUGAAGCAGAUAAAUAAUUGGUUUAUCAAUCAAAGGAAGAGGAACUGGCACACCAAUGGCAAUGCUUCUUCUUCCUCCACUGCCUUGAAAUCCAAGCGCAAAAGACGUCGCGCCUAAUUUUGCUGCGAAUUGCGAGUCUCUGACGAUGGAGCUGCAAACCUCCACUUCUUCUCUACAAGCAUCGCCGUCUCCGACCCCGGCUCAUUCUCCGUCACUGGAAGAUGUGAUGAG
Salvia splendens (bonfire salvia) is the source of this 1118-nucleotide messenger RNA. RefSeq names its product homeobox protein knotted-1-like 3. The coding region runs from base 129 to 1004 and encodes 291 amino acids. Gene Ontology annotation, molecular function: DNA binding. The transcript is spliced from 6 exons. Gene Ontology annotation, biological process: regulation of DNA-templated transcription. NCBI's taxonomy places the organism in Eukaryota, Viridiplantae, Streptophyta, Magnoliopsida, Lamiales, Lamiaceae. The record is from RefSeq and is a predicted model, not a curated record. Gene Ontology annotation, cellular component: nucleus.